Molecule: messenger RNA, 1817 nt
Organism: Pimephales promelas (fathead minnow)
Lineage: Eukaryota; Metazoa; Chordata; Actinopteri; Cypriniformes; Leuciscidae
Gene: hdac11
Product: histone deacetylase 11
Biological process (GO): epigenetic regulation of gene expression
Cellular component (GO): histone deacetylase complex
Molecular function (GO): histone deacetylase activity
Source: RefSeq, a predicted model, not a curated record
AUGAGGGACGCAAGCGUAAGAGCGCAGCUGCACUUCAGGAGGGGUGGAACUACAAGAAGUCAAUAUUAAACGUGCGCACAAUCCUUUUGACUGCAAAUGUUUGAGAGAAACAACAAUGAUAUCUAUUAAGUGGAUGGUUGCAUGUGUUCUGACAAACACUAGACGCAUAGACGGCGAAUAAUUUUACCGUAAACAUAAGAGAAAUAUAAAAUGGCUUAGCAGCUGAAAUUUAACAUGCUGUCAAAAAAAGAAGAUUCAGGAGGAAAGAAAGGCUCCCACCAAACUGAACUUUACACAGAUGUCCCUGCAACAUGCCUGCCUAUUGUCUAUUCCCCUGAGUACAACAUCACCUUCAUGGGACUGGAAAAGCUGCAUCCCUUUGACGCUGGCAAAUGGGGCAAGGUCAUUCACUUCUUGAAAGAAGAGCAGUUCAUUACUGAUGAGAUCAUCGUUCCAGCCCGGGAGGCCAGCGAGGCGGAUCUUCUUGUGGUUCACACUGCGCGUUACCUGAACAGACUUAAGAACGCUAUCUUGGAGGGCUCCAGAGAGUGGUCUUUGGUAGUUGCCACCAUCACAGAGAUCCCACCUCUCCUGUUCCUGCCCAACUUCCUGGUACAGCGCAAAGUUCUGAAACCUUUGCGAACGCAAACAGGAGGAACCAUCAUGGCUGGAAAGCUGGCAAUGGAUCGAGGAUGGGCAAUAAAUGUGGGAGGAGGCUUCCACCACUGCUCUAGUGACAAAGGAGGAGGUUUUUGUGCCUACGCUGACAUCACACUAGCAAUCAAGUUUCUCUUUGAGAGGGUGGAUGGAGUUGCCAGGGCCACCAUCAUCGAUCUAGACGCCCAUCAGGGAAAUGGCCACGAGAGGGAUUUCCUGGAUGACAGUCGCGUUUACAUAAUGGAUGUCUAUAAUCGUCACAUCUAUCCAGGAGAUGGAUAUGCAAAGAGGGCGAUUAAACGAAAAGUGGAGCUGGACUGGGGCACAGAAGACAUGGAGUAUCUGCAGAAGGUGGAGCUCCAUUCAGAAGGAGCACUGAAUGAAGUAAAGCCUGACAUUAUCAUAUAUAAUGCUGGCACGGACAUCCUUGAUGGAGACGCUCUCGGAGGUCUGGCUAUAUCCCCACAGGGUAUCGUAAAGAGAGAUGAGAUCAUCUUCAGGGCAGCCCGGCGAAGAGGAAUACCCAUCCUUAUGGUGACAUCAGGGGGCUACCAGAAGAAGACCGCCCGCAUCAUCGCGGACUCCAUUCUGAAUCUGCACAGACAGGGUUUGAUUGGUGAAGAGGCUGUUGAGGGUGCGGGACCCUCACAUGUGCCGUUAAUGAUGACCAAAUCCACGCUGGCUGCCAUUUAAGCUCUCCUGAUCUUGGACAUUGUCAAGUGUGUCAAACACACUGUUAAUGCCUAAUGCAAACAUUUUAAACUAAUAUAUAAUAUUCUGGACAAAGGUCGUUUGGUGGUUUGGACCGAGAUUGACUCAGGAUAGUUUUCGUAGUUCAUCGUUUUGAACUAUUUAACUCGUAUGUUGAUGUUUUUUUUGUUUUCCAUUUCUCCCUCAUUUCUAAGGAUGUUUUAUGCAAUACUUGUUUGCACAUUACAUUCUUAAUAAUACAAAAAAUAAUUCUUUCAUCAUUUGCUCGCCCUCAUUACAAAUGCACCCAUUUUCAUUAUAAGGAAAUGCAUGUUUCUCAUUUUGUGAUUCACUGAAGAAAGUAAGUUUGGAAUGAUAGGGUUUUCAUUGUUGGGUGAACUAUUCCUUUAAAUCUUUUUAAUGCCACAGAUUGGAAGGGAAUUGAUUUCUUAUCAGUUUAAAAAAAAAAA